AACCUUCCAGACAAAGAAGGCUGUAAUUAAACAACUGCUGGACACAUGAUGGGAUAUUCAUGCUAUUUCAUCAAACAAUAUGUGCGUCAUGUCGGGAUCAACAGUCGCUCCGGCUUGAGGACACGUAAAGGAUAAAGGAGGACGGUGUGAUGAUGUGAAACCUGCCUCGACCUCACAGCUGAAAGGUUUCUAACAUGUCCGACCCGCUUCAGACCACCUCUGACAGUCUGUGCAAACUCGUCCGAUGGGCUCACAGCCACGGCACCAUCUGCAACCUCAUCCCCAGCCUGCAGCACCUCGCUCGCGGUUCUUAUGCCAACGUACUGACACCAGAACCUGGUCUCCACGGUAGCACGGUCCCCGUUGCCAUUUGGGGCUGUGGGGCCGGACACGCCUACCAUUGGCCCCUCAGUGACCAUAGCAACAGCUGCGGAGGCUCAGCGAACACCGGCCAGGGACAGGAGAGGGUUGUUGGAGGGCGUCCGUCCAAUAAGGUGGCAGCGAGGAUCUCAUGUGACCUCUCCGGCAGCGAAGCCGCAUCAGAGGGGGAGGAGUUCGGCAGCCGGCUGUUUGACAUCGCUGGAUGCGACUCGUCAGCCACGGACGAGUAUGGAGACUACGAGCCCCGCCCAUCCAGAAAAAGAGGCGGUGCACCGGGAGGAGAGGUGGCGAGGAAGAAGGUCAAGCAGGAGGCGACCUCAGCAGAGGACUACGACACUUUUGCUAGCACAGGGCUAGCAGAGGCAGACGCUGUCAAUCCUUUACAGGCUUGUCAAGCAACAAACACACACUCUCAGUUCACUCACACGCUGUUGCCCAGCAAGCCCCUCCCACCCUGCCCUCAGCCCCAGCAUGGACAGAAUCUGGGGUGUGAGGGGUCAGUGGGCCCAGAGAUGGAGCUACUGGGUGGAGGCAGCUGUACGAGAGGGACCACAGAGCAGGCCGAUAGAUGCAGCUCCGCCACAGAGACUACAGAGAAGACUGCAGCUGCAGAUGGCCAGAGUGAGCUGGAGAAGCUGCGAGCGUUACUUUGUGCAGAACGCAGCCGUAACCAGCAGAUGACAGAGGUGAUCUCCAGUCUGAAGCAGGACAAAGAGCUGCUGCAGCUUGAACUCACUAAGAAAGCCGAACUCAUCUGUGACUUCCUGCAGGACAAACUGCGGCCAGAGAAGAGGUGGCCUCGUUACUCUAAUCAGAUGGACCCGGGAAGUUCUCACAUGACCUCAUCUGACGAUGUGGCAGGGUUCGAUUCGCCAACGCUGUUUGACUCGUUCGAGGAAAUGGAGCUUCACCCUCUGGAGCACCACCGGACCCUGAAGAGCAAGAGGAGCCGGGAGGGAGAGAACACCAGAGUCAGGAUGAAAAACGUAGUGGGUGUGAUAGCGCGCUACAUGGCCGCCCUCCAGGAGUUUCGGCGCAGCGUCUCCAUGAAGGUGGCCUUUGACCGGGUCGGAGUGGACCGCAACACGAUCUCGCGCACGGCGGCCAUAGCCGAGCUCAGCCUGGCCGCUCCGGAGGUGUUUCAUGCGUUGGCGCCGUGGGACGAGAAAGAGGAGACGCUGGCGCAUUAUGCUCACCGCUGUCGACAGGCGAUGGAUGACACCAUUAGGGCCAAGAUCAAAAUGAUGAAGGCGAAAGGAGAACUGCUGCCAAUCGUGUCAAAGUGACAAAUAGUUAAAGAUAGUGUGUGGACUGACUCCUUAUGACUGAAUCAGAGGCCUGCAAUGCACAGUUCUUGUACAAAUUCAAAGAAAAUCCAACACAUAAAACAUAAAACGCCUUGUCAAAGAAAAGCCCAUCCAUGGAUUCUCUUCAUCCAUUGUUCCACACUGUGCCACCUUAGUCUGUGGUUCUCAACUUAAUCCAGGAACUAUAUUGCAAGGUUGUUGUGAUUUCUUUUUUCUGUUGCACCAACUUUUUCACAGCCUCGUGUACUUCUGAUCAUAUCGUGUGGCUGCAUUACAAUCGGGCCACAUUUCUGCUGCCGUGGGUGUCGAAAUACUGUAGGUCUUUCUGCCUCCUGUCCACUAGAUUUCUUCUUGUAUAGUUGUGAAACAUCCAUUGAAAAUUGUGACUCUGGAUAAACAAGCUCUUGUUCUUAGAUCCAGCGAGACUCUCACUAGAAACAUUGUUUUAUGCUGCAGUCAUGGCAGCUCAGAAUUCAUUAUAACAAAGUUUCAGCGUGCUUCGUUUCCACUGAAUCAUGAAGCAAUCUGUAAUGGGCACAUUACACACCACUUUAUAGUUAAGUGGUUGCAGUAAACAGUCUGAUCAGUGAGGGACUCGUCAGUAUUCAAGGUUCAGUGACUCAAAAAAUGUUUUUUAUGCAUGCUAAUAUGUGGUAUUUAAUCCGUUGUGCGUUGUUUUGUGUGCUGCUGACCACUGUUUUACAAUAAACCACAAAAAACUGAGAGCAUAAUGAAGUUAAA
This is a messenger RNA of Xiphias gladius (swordfish), 2429 nucleotides long. RefSeq lists its product as uncharacterized. Gene Ontology annotation, cellular component: nucleoplasm. The record is from RefSeq and is a predicted model, not a curated record. Lineage: Eukaryota; Metazoa; Chordata; Actinopteri; Istiophoriformes; Xiphiidae. Bases 195 to 1667 code for a protein of 490 amino acids. The transcript is spliced from 6 exons.